AUGAUCUUUUACGUUAUUCUUUCAUUAUUAAUUGUUGUAUUGAUCUCCAUCAAGAUACAUUAUAACAGAUAUGCACACGGUUUACGAGAACAACCCAGUUACUUCCUUUGGUUUCUCACAUGUGUCGUCAAUUUUCAAGGUUGGUCAAGAGAGAGUUGCUGUCUUUCUACAGCUCAUUUUAAAUCAAAUGACCGAUCGGGAUAUUUGAAUGAGAAGGAUAUUCCCAUGCGAAAUCAAUCGAGACCAAAAAUGCUACGCGCUGUUCCUCAUCGCCAAUUAUCUCAACAGGCACCCGACGAUAUUAUGCACCUAAUGCAUCAAUAUAUCGAAUCAAUUUCAAUUCCGCGAUACGGUGGCGUAACAACUGACGAUCAACUACUAUUACGUGGCAAAUCUAUCAUUGAAUACACAGGUGCUGAUGGAUUAUUUCUACCGAACGCUGAUCCAAAGUCGUUUGGUCGAGGCGAAAUCGCGCAUUUACAUUCGAAUGAUGGAUCAUUUCAUAUGCUAGUUCAUCCGUUGGAUGCAAAAUUACUAAUUGAUAAACAAUGGGCUGAACGAUUUCCAUUGGCAGGCAUGAAUUUAUUCAAUAGAAUCACUAUUCCAGAUACGUACAUUUUGAUUUACGCGCCACGUAAUGAAAAUGAAGUGGCAAUAUGGAAAACGAUUUUAACUAGUGCUAUUAAAUAUAAUCGAGACAAUCGAUCUGCGUAUUAG
Messenger RNA from Adineta ricciae, 717 nucleotides. Lineage: Eukaryota; Metazoa; Rotifera; Eurotatoria; Adinetida; Adinetidae. The record is from the annotation of a GenBank genome assembly.